CGCGUCCCAGCUCGGAGCCCGCGAAGAGGAAUAGGAGGAAGGCGCCGCCGUGGCCGUAGCCGCAGUGCUCUGAGCGCGACGAGCCAUGAGCAGCGGCCCCGCGAGCGACCUCGCUGUCGCUGGCCGCCGCUGAGCCCGGCCGGGGGACGGCUCGCCGCUCCCCGGCACCCUCUCGCCCAGAGUACUUGACACAGAGUGGUUGGAUAACAAAUGUUGAAAGAGGAAGAAUGGGAGGGAUGGAGGAAAAAGGAAGGGAAAGAGGAAGAAAGAAAUGGAAGGAAGAAGGUUCUACCCAAGGGAGGAAAAGAAAAUAAAUAAAUAAAACAGACUAAAGGAGACUCUCCUCUGACCAAAGACUGAAUUUCCUGUGUGUAACUCAGAAGUCAGUUCCGAAGGAGGAAUUCUAGACAGAUUCUGAGUGAGAUGACUCCUCUACGGGCUGGUACACAUUUGGAUGGAUGCAGGUGAGAAGAGCAGCCUUUGGCCCUCAUAGCUGCCACCUUAGCAAAAGACUGCUGAAACAUGAUUCCGGUGACAGAGUUCCGACAGUUCUCUGAGCAGCAGCCUGCCUUCCGGGUUCUGAAGCCAUGGUGGGAUGUAUUUACCGAUUACUUGUCCGUGGCCAUGCUGAUGAUCGGUGUGUUCGGAUGCACUUUGCAGGUCAUGCAAGACAAGAUAAUCUGCCUUCCAAAAAGAGUGCAGCCUUCUCAGAACCACUCUUCCGUUUCGAAUGUCUCUCAAGCAGUGGCCAGUACCACCCCACUGCCUCCACCGAAACCAUCUCCUACUAACCCAGUCACUGUGGAAAUGAAAGGACUGAAGACAGAUUUGGACCUUCAGCAGUACAGCUUUAUUAACCAGAUGUGCUAUGAGCGAGCCCUCCACUGGUACGCCAAGUAUUUCCCUUACCUUGUCCUCAUCCAUACCCUGGUCUUCAUGCUCUGUAGCAACUUUUGGUUCAAAUUCCCUGGUUCCAGCUCCAAAAUAGAACAUUUCAUCUCAAUCCUGGGGAAGUGUUUUGACUCUCCCUGGACCACACGGGCUUUAUCUGAAGUGUCUGGGGAGGACUCAGAAGAAAAGGACAACAGGAAGAACAACAUGAGCAGGUCCAACACCACCCAGUCUGGUCCAGAAGGCAGCCUGGUCAACUCUCAGUCUUUAAAGUCAAUUCCUGAGAAGUUUGUGGUUGACAAAUCCACUGCAGGGGCUCUAGAUAAGAAGGAGGGUGAGCAAGCGAAGGCUUUAUUUGAGAAGGUGAAGAAGUUCAGGCUGCACGUAGAAGAAGGUGAUAUAUUAUAUGCUAUGUAUGUUCGUCAGACUGUACUUAAGGUUAUAAAAUUCCUAAUCAUCAUUGCAUAUAAUAGCGCCCUGGUUUCCAAAGUCCAAUUUACAGUGGACUGUAAUGUUGACAUUCAGGACAUGACUGGAUAUAAAAACUUUUCUUGCAAUCAUACCAUGGCACACUUGUUCUCAAAACUCUCCUUUUGCUACCUGUGCUUUGUAAGUAUCUAUGGAUUGACGUGCCUUUAUACCUUAUACUGGCUGUUCUACCGUUCUCUGAGGGAGUACUCUUUUGAGUAUGUCCGGCAGGAAACUGGAAUUGAUGAUAUUCCAGACGUGAAAAAUGACUUUGCUUUUAUGCUUCAUAUGAUAGAUCAGUACGACCCUCUGUAUUCCAAGAGAUUUGCAGUGUUCCUAUCUGAAGUGAGUGAAAACAAAUUAAAGCAGCUGAAUUUAAACAAUGAGUGGACUCCGGAUAAACUGAGGCAGAAGCUGCAGACGAAUGCCCAUAACCGCCUGGAGUUGCCUCUCAUCAUGCUCUCUGGCCUUCCAGACACUGUUUUUGAAAUCACAGAGUUGCAGUCUCUAAAACUUGAAAUCAUUAAGAAUGUCAUGAUACCAGCCACCAUUGCGCAGCUAGACAAUCUCCAGGAGCUCUCUCUGCACCAGUGCUCGGUCAAAAUCCACAGUGCAGCGCUCUCUUUCCUGAAGGAGAACCUCAAGGUCUUGAGCGUCAAGUUUGAUGAUAUGAGGGAGCUGCCCCCCUGGAUGUAUGGCCUCCGGAACCUGGAGGAGCUCUACCUGGUUGGCUCUCUAAGUCACGAUAUUUCCAAAAAUAUCACCCUUGAGUCUCUGCGGGAUCUCAAAAGCCUUAAAAUUCUCUCUAUCAAAAGCAAUGUUUCCAAAAUCCCGCAGGCGGUGGUUGAUGUUUCCAGCCAUCUCCAGAAGAUGUGCAUACACAACGAUGGCACCAAGCUGGUGAUGCUUAACAAUCUGAAGAAGAUGACCAAUUUGACAGAGCUAGAGCUGGUCCACUGUGACCUGGAGCGCAUUCCUCACGCCGUGUUCAGCCUGCUUAGCCUCCAGGAAUUGGACCUCAAGGAAAAUAAUCUGAAAUCUAUAGAAGAGAUCGUUAGCUUCCAGCACUUGAGAAAGUUGACAGUGCUAAAACUGUGGCAUAACAGCAUCACCUACAUCCCAGAGCAUAUAAAGAAACUCACCAGCCUGGAGCGCCUCUUCUUUAGUCACAAUAAAAUAGAGGUGCUGCCUUCCCACCUCUUCCUAUGCAACAAGAUCCGAUACCUGGACUUGUCCUACAAUGACAUUAGAUUUAUCCCGCCUGAGAUCGGAGUUCUACAAAGUUUACAGUAUUUUUCCAUCACUUGUAACAAAGUGGAGAGCCUUCCAGAUGAACUCUAUUUCUGUAAGAAGCUCAAAACUCUGAAGAUUGGGAAAAACAGCCUAUCAGUACUUUCACCAAAAAUUGGAAAUUUACUAUUUCUCUCCUAUUUAGAUGUUAAAGGCAAUCACUUUGAAAUUCUCCCUCCCGAACUGGGCGACUGUCGGGCUCUGAAGCGAGCUGGUUUAGUUGUAGAAGAUGCUCUGUUUGAAACCCUGCCUUCUGAUGUCCGGGAGCAAAUGAAAACAGAAUAACUUAUUUUUGUUUAAAGUUUGACUGAAACAUGCUUAUACCAAAUACAGUGUAAAUAAUUAGGUAGUCUUAAUGCCUUUCCUAUUUUAUUAUUUUUUUCUUUUUCACACAAAGCAAAAUGUACACAAAGACUGAGUAAGGAGUAUGUAUUUUUAAUAAAAAUUUAAUUGUAUUUUUUCAAUAUUAAUAUUUUAAAGUUUUAUUUGUCCUGGAACCUAAUGUAUCUAUUACUGUUUUCUACUGACAGAAACAGAUGGUUCCGUCUGUUUUUUUGUUUUGGUUGUUGUGUUUGUUUUGGUUUUUCAGUUCAUUCUUGUGAAGGGAAGGGAAUUUUAAGUUGCAUGCUUUUGGUGUUUUUUAAAUCGAUGAAGAUAUUUUGCCAAGGUCAUUUUUAGCUUGUUUACACCUGUACAGGGUCCUUAUUUUUGUUUUCAUUGUAUGUGUACCAAGGAA
This is a messenger RNA of Physeter macrocephalus (sperm whale), 3385 nucleotides long. RefSeq names its product leucine rich repeat containing 8 VRAC subunit C (gene LRRC8C). The transcript is spliced from 4 exons. NCBI's taxonomy places the organism in Eukaryota, Metazoa, Chordata, Mammalia, Artiodactyla, Physeteridae. Gene Ontology annotation, molecular function: protein binding. The record is from RefSeq and is a predicted model, not a curated record. Bases 523 to 2934 code for a protein of 803 amino acids.